Echinops telfairi (small Madagascar hedgehog) is the source of this 4033-nucleotide messenger RNA. RefSeq names its product catenin alpha 2 (gene CTNNA2). Gene Ontology annotation, biological process: cell migration; cell-cell adhesion. The record is from RefSeq and is a predicted model, not a curated record. The coding region runs from base 134 to 2995 and encodes 953 amino acids. Gene Ontology annotation, cellular component: adherens junction; catenin complex; actin cytoskeleton. Lineage: Eukaryota; Metazoa; Chordata; Mammalia; Afrosoricida; Tenrecidae. The transcript has 19 exons. Gene Ontology annotation, molecular function: actin filament binding; structural molecule activity; beta-catenin binding.
GGCGGCUGCAGCAGUUGCUGCCCUCGUGUCUGCCACCGCCCGUCCAGUCCCUUUUGUGAUUACUCUUCCAGCUGCUGGGAACGGACGGGAAAGAGGAGGAGGCGAGAAACUCUCACCGACCCACAGAGGGAGCAUGACUUCGGCAACGUCACCCAUCAUCUUGAAAUGGGACCCCAAAAGCUUGGAAAUCCGGACUUUAACCGUAGAGAGGCUGUUGGAGCCACUUGUUACACAGGUGACAACCCUUGUCAACACAAGCAACAAAGGCCCAUCUGGUAAAAAGAAAGGAAGGUCUAAGAAAGCCCAUGUGCUAGCUGCAUCGGUCGAGCAAGCCACGCAGAACUUCCUGGAAAAGGGUGAGCAGAUUGCGAAGGAGAGCCAAGAUCUCAAAGAAGAAUUGGUUGCUGCUGUAGAGGAUGUGCGCAAACAAGGCGAGACAAUGAGGAUCGCCUCUUCAGAGUUUGCCGAUGAUCCCUGCUCCUCGGUGAAGCGUGGCACCAUGGUUCGGGCAGCCAGGGCUCUGCUCUCCGCGGUCACACGGCUGCUCAUCCUGGCAGACAUGGCAGAUGUUAUGAGACUCUUAUCUCAUCUGAAAAUUGUGGAGGAGGCUCUGGAAGCUGUCAAAAAUGCUACCAAUGAGCAAGACCUGGCAAACCGCUUUAAGGAGUUUGGAAAAGAGAUGGUGAAACUUAACUAUGUAGCAGCAAGAAGACAACAGGAGCUGAAAGACCCUCACUGUCGGGAUGAGAUGGCGGCGGCCCGUGGGGCUCUCAAGAAGAAUGCCACGAUGCUGUACACGGCUUCCCAAGCGUUUCUCCGCCACCCGGACGUGGCCGCCACCAGAGCCAACCGAGAUUACGUGUUCAAGCAAGUUCAGGAAGCCAUCGCUGGCAUCUCCAACGCCGCUCAGGCUACCUCGCCCACUGACGAAGCCAAAGGCCACACGGGCAUCGGCGAGCUGGCCGCAGCGCUGAAUGAAUUUGACAACAAGAUUAUCCUGGACCCCAUGACGUUCAGCGAGGCCAGGUUCCGGCCGUCCUUGGAGGAGAGGCUGGAGAGCAUCAUCAGCGGCGCGGCGCUGAUGGCCGACUCAUCCUGCACGCGCGACGACCGGCGGGAGCGCAUCGUGGCUGAAUGCAACGCGGUGCGACAGGCGCUGCAGGACCUGCUGAGCGAGUACAUGAACAACACUGGAAGGAAAGAAAAAGGAGAUCCUCUAAACAUUGCGAUUGAUAAGAUGACCAAGAAAACAAGAGAUCUAAGAAGACAGCUUCGAAAAGCUGUGAUGGAUCACAUAUCUGAUUCUUUCUUGGAAACCAACGUUCCUUUGCUGGUUCUCAUUGAAGCUGCCAAGAGUGGGAAUGAAAAGGAAGUGAAGGAAUAUGCCCAGGUUUUCCGUGAACAUGCCAAUAAGCUGGUUGAGGUUGCCAACUUGGCCUGCUCUAUAUCCAACAAUGAAGAAGGGGUGAAAUUGGUCCGGAUGGCAGCCACUCAGAUCGACAGUCUUUGUCCCCAGGUAAUCAAUGCUGCUCUCACACUGGCAGCCCGGCCACAGAGCAAAGUAGCUCAAGAUAACAUGGAUGUCUUCAAAGAUCAGUGGGAAAAGCAGGUGCGUGUUCUCACGGAGGCCGUGGAUGACAUCACCUCAGUGGAUGACUUCCUCUCUGUCUCAGAAAAUCACAUCUUGGAGGAUGUGAACAAGUGUGUAAUAGCCCUCCAAGAGGGGGAUGUGGAUACACUGGACCGGACCGCAGGGGCCAUCAGAGGCCGGGCAGCCCGAGUUAUCCACAUCAUUAAUGCUGAGAUGGAGAACUAUGAAGCUGGGGUUUAUACUGAGAAAGUGCUGGAGGCUACGAAAUUACUCUCUGAGACAGUGAUGCCACGCUUUGCUGAGCAAGUAGAGGUUGCCAUUGAAGCCCUGAGUGCCAAUGUCCCACAGCCGUUUGAGGAGAAUGAAUUCAUCGAUGCUUCUCGCCUGGUCUAUGAUGGUGUUCGGGACAUCAGAAAGGCUGUGCUAAUGAUAAGGACACCAGAAGAGCUAGAGGAUGAUUCUGACUUUGAGCAAGAGGAUUAUGAUGUGCGCAGUCGGACAAGUGUCCAGACAGAGGAUGACCAGCUCAUUGCAGGGCAGAGUGCACGGGCCAUCAUGGCACAGUUGCCGCAGGAGGAGAAGGCAAAAAUCGCUGAGCAGGUGGAGAUCUUCCACCAAGAGAAAAGCAAGCUGGAUGCCGAGGUGGCCAAAUGGGACGACAGCGGCAAUGACAUCAUUGUGUUGGCCAAGCAGAUGUGUAUGAUCAUGAUGGAGAUGACAGACUUCACCAGAGGCAAGGGCCCUUUGAAAAACACAUCUGAUGUCAUUAAUGCUGCCAAGAAAAUUGCUGAAGCAGGUUCUCGAAUGGACAAAUUAGCGCGUGCAGUGGCUGAUCAGUGUCCUGAUUCAGCUUGUAAGCAGGAUUUAUUAGCUUACCUUCAACGAAUUGCCUUGUAUUGCCAUCAACUCAACAUCUGCAGCAAGGUGAAGGCGGAAGUGCAGAAUCUUGGAGGAGAGCUCAUUGUGUCAGGGACAGGAGUUCAGAGCACUUUCACUACCUUUUAUGAGGUAGAUUGUGAUGUCAUAGAUGGGGGCAGGGCUAGUCAACUUACUACCCACCUCCCAACCUGUGCUGAGGGAGCUCCAAUCGGGAGUGGAAGCAGUGAUUCCUCCAUGCUGGACAGCGCCACAUCACUUAUUCAAGCAGCUAAAAACCUGAUGAAUGCUGUAGUUCUCACGGUGAAAGCAUCCUACGUGGCUUCGACCAAAUACCAGAAGGUCUAUGGGACCGCAGCUGUCAACUCACCUGUUGUGUCUUGGAAGAUGAAGGCUCCCGAAAAAAAGCCCCUUGUGAAGAGAGAAAAACCUGAAGAAUUCCAGACCCGUGUUAGACGAGGUUCUCAAAAGAAACACAUUUCUCCUGUACAGGCUUUAAGUGAAUUCAAAGCAAUGGAUUCCUUCUAGGAAUGAUAGGCUUUAACCUGGAAGCAUUUUCUUUCUUUUUCCCUUUCAUUUUCUUUAUAAUUCAAAUUUUGUAUGUAUACCUGCCGACUCGUAUGCCUCAGGCAUGGGGAAAUUAAGGGACCAGUGUCUGUCUGCAUGUAAGAUGAGAUGUGAUCAAUAUUACAGAUCCAUCUGUAGCCCAGGAGGGACCAGGGGAUUUCUGUCCUGAGGUGACACAGAACUGUCCUUUGCAAUAUUCUCAUAUAAUUGGGCAAAGAGUUCGCAUCAGAAUGUUUACGGGAGUGGGUGGGGAUAGGGGGAAAUAAACUUAACUCUACAAAAGCAAAUUCUAAUGCAUGCAAGAAUCAUUAGGUUGGCAGGUAUAUUAAUAAGUGAAAAAUGCAGAAGUGUAAUGGUAGAACAUAAAGUUUGUAUUGCUUCUGUUUCAGUGCAAAAAUGUACUAGCCAAUAUGCUUAAUUGUGUGCCCACAAAUUGAACAACUUAACUUUGAAGCCACUUCCAUGUAUUCAGGGGACUUUUAACAAACGGGAAACUAACCAGUCCAGCCUACAACGAACGCUUCUUGAAUCGCUCUCACUUCUAGUAGUGCCAUCACUCGUGCUCAUGUCAUUGAUUUUCUCUCAUUUUCUGAAACAAACAGUUCUUCUCAACAAUUAAAAUGGUCUCAAUGGCACUGGAAACCCAGUAUGCUUUCCUUUUAUAUUGUUUUCAUUUGGGCUAUGAUUUUGUUAGAAAUAGGAGGUCCAAUGGUGGAAUGUAGAAUGAUGGAAACUGAUACUAUGUGAAGGUUUAGAGGCAAAUACUAGGUGUAGCUUGGAGUGUUGGUGUCUAAUAGACCAUUGUAUCCACUAACUCGAAAUAAAUGCACUUAAUCUUAACCUUGGAAGAAUGUUUUCUUUGUCUAAAUAUACACUGACUUAAUGGAUUAGAAUAUCUACCUGAGAAUUGAUUUAAUCUUUUGAAAAUUUGUUUGGUUGUAGAGUUUGGGGUAAAAUAAAUGAUGCCCAAAGAAUUUUCUUGGUCAUCUUUGGAGUUGA